AUGACUUUCCUUAAAUGUAGCAGUGCCGACCUCAGAGCAUGGAGGUGGAGAAGUGACGCGGCCUGUGCCAGGGCGCUGCAGUAUCGGGUCGGGGAGAAGAUCCAUGGCUUCACCAUAAGCCAGGUAACGCCCGUCCCAGAGCUGUCCCUAACGGCAGUGAAGCUCAGCCAUGACAGCACGGGAGCGAGGUACUUACACCUGGCCAGAGAAGACACCAAUAACCUGUUCAGCGUGCAGUUCCGCACCACCCCGACGGACAGCACUGGGGUGCCGCACAUCCUGGAGCACACUGUCCUGUGCGGCUCCCGCAGGUUCCCCUGUCGGGAUCCCUUCUUCAAAAUGCUCAACAGGUCGCUGUCCACCUUCAUGAACGCCUUCACAGCCAGUGACUACACUCUGUACCCGUUUUCCACACAAAACCCCAAGGACUUCCAGAACCUCCUGUCUGUGUACUUGGAUGCGGCCUUCUUCCCUUGCCUGCGGGAGCUCGAUUUCUGGCAGGAGGGAUGGCGGCUGGAGCAUGAGAACCCAAGCGACGUGCAGACACCCUUGGUCUUCAAAGGCGUCGUCUUUAACGAGAUGAAGGGAGCGUUUACAGAUAACGAGAGGAUAUUCUCGCAGCACCUUCAGAACCGACUUCUCCCUGACCACACGUACUCGGUGAUCUCUGGUGGCGAUCCACUCUGCAUCCCAGACCUCACGUGGGAGCAGCUUAAACAGUUCCAUGCUACUCAUUACCACCCCAGUAAUGCUAGGUUCUUCACUUAUGGUAAUUUUCCAUUAGAACAGCAUCUGAAACAAAUUCAUGAAGAAGCACUGAGUAAAUUUCAGAAAAUUGAGCCAAGUACCGCAGUGCCAGCUCAGAAGCCUUGGGACAAGCCAAGGGAGUUCCAGAUCACGUGUGCCCCGGACUCGCUGGCCGCGGGUUCCUCCAGACAGACCACCGUCAGCGUCAGCUUCCUCUUACCAGAGAUCACUGAUACCUUUGAAGCCUUCACGUUAAACCUUCUGUCUUCACUCUUGAUUGGUGGACCCAACUCCCCCUUCUACAAAGCCCUAAUUGAAUCUGGACUCGGCACGGACUUUUCUCCUGAUGUUGGAUAUAAUGGCUGUACAAGAGAGGCAUACUUCAGCGUCGGCCUGCAAGGGAUUUCGGAGAAAGACGUUCAGACAGUCCGCGACAUCAUCGACAGGACGGUAGAUGACGUGAUUGAGAAGGGAUUCGAAGAUGAUCGAAUUGAGGCUUUACUUCAUAAAAUUGAGAUACAGAUGAAGCACCAGUCGGCCAGCUUUGGACUCACCCUGGCUUCUUACAUAGCUUCCUGCUGGAAUCAUGACGGGGACCCCGUGGAGCUCCUGAAGCUGGGGAGUCAGGUGGCUCAAUUCAGGCAGUGCCUUCAGGAAAAUCCAAAGUUUUUGCAAGAAAAAGUGAGACAGUAUUUUAAAAAUAAUCAGCAUAAGUUGACUUUAUCAAUGAAACCAGAUGACAGGUAUUCCGAGAAACAAACACAGAUGGAAACAGAAAAACUGAAGCAAAAGGUCAACUCUCUUUCCGUGAAAGACAAGCAGCAGAUCUAUGAGAAAGGUUUAGAAUUACAGGCUCAGCAGAGUAAGCCUCAGGAUGCCUCUUGUCUCCCAGCGCUGAAGGUGUCGGAUAUCGAGCCCACCAUCCCGUUCACGGAGCUGGAGGUGGGCCUGGCAGCUGGAGAAAUCCCCGUGCAGUACUGUGCCCAACCCACCAACGGCGUGGUGUACUUCAGAGCCUUCUCCAGCUUAAACACCCUGCCUGAGGAGCUCAGGCCCUACGUGCCGCUCUUCUGCAGCGUCCUCACCAAGCUGGGCUGCGGGGUUCUCGACUACAGAGAGCAGGCUCAGCAGAUUGAGCUGAAGACGGGGGGCAUGACCGCCUCUGCCCACGUGCUGCCUGAUGACUCCCACCUGGACACCUACGAGCAGGGAGUGCUUUUUUCAUCCUUCUGCCUCGAUAGAAACCUGCCAGACAUGAUGCAUCUGUGGAGUGAGAUAUUUAACAACCCGUGCUUUGAAGAAGAAGAACACUUCAGAGUGUUGGUGAAGAUGGCCGCUCAAGAGCUAUCCAAUGGCAUCCCGGACUCGGGCCAUCUCUACGCGUCCGUCAGAGCCAGCAGGACCCUGACGCCCGCGGGGGACCUCCAGGAGACCUUCAGUGGGAUGGAUCAGGUGCGGCUGAUGAAAAGGAUUGCGGAAAUGACGGACGUCAGACCGGUCCUGAGAAAGCUCCCUCGCAUCAGGAAACACCUGCUGACCUGUGACAACAUGAGAUGUUCAGUGAAUGCUACUCCUCAGCAGAUGUCUCAGGCAGAAAAAGCGGUAGAAAACUUCAUCGGCAGCCUUAGUCGAAGUAAAAAGGAACGGAAACCUGUGCGCCCGCACGUGGUGGAGAAGCCUGUGCCUAGUGGACUGGGUGGAAGCACACACGCUAGUGGCUGCCAGGUCACGAGGAAGCUGAUCACGGACCCCACCUUCAGUCCUUGCCAGAUGAAGACGCAUUUCCUGCUUCCCUUCCCCGUGAACUACGUGGGUGAAUGUGUUAGGACCGCGCCUUACACAGACCCGGACCAUGCCAGUCUCAAGAUCCUGGCGUGUUUGAUGACAGCUAAGUUCUUGCACACAGAAAUUCGAGAGAAAGGUGGUGCGUACGGUGGCGGAGCUAAGCUGAGCCGUAGUGGUGUCUUCACGCUCUACUCAUACCGGGAUCCACACUCAACAGAAACGCUCCAGUCUUUUGCGAAGGCCGUGGACUGGGCUAAGUCGGGGAGAUUCACACAGCAGGACAUUGACGAAGCAAAGCUCUCCGUUUUCUCCGCCGUAGAUGCUCCUGUGGCUCCUUCAGACAAAGGGCUGGAGCAUUUCCUGUACGGCCUCUCGGAUGAGGUGAAGCAGGCGCACAGGGAGCAGCUCUUUGCGGUCCACCAAGAGGGUCUCAUCAAUGUGAGCAACAAGUACCUGGGCCUCGGGAAGAGCACACACGGCUUGGCUCUGCUUGGACCAGAGAACGCGAAGAUCGCUAAGGACCCCUCGUGGAUCAUAAGAUAACGAGGGAUUCUGCCUGUCCUCGGGGUUCGGCGGAAC
Ceratotherium simum simum (southern white rhinoceros) is the source of this 3111-nucleotide messenger RNA. It is a transcript of the gene PITRM1, whose product is annotated as pitrilysin metallopeptidase 1. Gene Ontology annotation, cellular component: mitochondrial matrix. Gene Ontology annotation, biological process: protein processing. NCBI's taxonomy places the organism in Eukaryota, Metazoa, Chordata, Mammalia, Perissodactyla, Rhinocerotidae. The record is from RefSeq and is a predicted model, not a curated record. Gene Ontology annotation, molecular function: metal ion binding; metalloendopeptidase activity.